AAGUUAGGCAUAGUAUUCACCCCUUCAUGUUGAGGUGCUGGAUGCCCAUGUCCUGUGGACUAAUGAGCAGCACAGUCCAUGGCAGAGGUUCAUAUUAUUGGGAAUAUCAAAGGAGCAAGUGACUUUGAAAGUCGAUCCCUAUUUUGCAAGUGGGCAUUACACACUGGAGGUGCAUGGAAAUUGCUUGAAGGAAGCAAGCAAGGCCAGACCCAAGUCGACACCCCUGCAUUUGGGGACACCAGCUACUGGUGUCAUCCGAUCGAUGUCCAUUACGCCACGAGGGGCUUGCAGAACUGGCCUAAGUUUCAUUGUCAGGUGUAUAACUUGGACAGUUAUGGAAGGUGUGAGCUAAGUGGUUACGGCGUGUGCCACGUCCCCUCAGUGCCGGGUUCAUACGAACUGGACGUACCGUGUUGGCGCCCUGUUGGUUCCUUUAGAGAGGAGUUUGCCCGCUUUUUCCUUGGUGGCUCCACUGAGCUGAAACAGCAAGAGACGGUGUACGACAGCACUGAUCGCUACCGCCUCCAGACGAUCGCAACAGGCAAGGUUCAUCUUGAGCUCAAUGUGGUGACAAGAAAGUUUGAUCGCUUUGGGAUUGAGUUUCAGUGAAAAACACCAUCAUGGACGACGUUGGUAAAAGUCUGAACUUAGAAGGUGUAAUGGUGCCGCAAGAUGAUGAUGAUGACGAGGAAGAGGAAGAAAGGAAGGAGCGAGAGAGACAGUUCCAGAGGAAUUUCCAGAAACAGCUGCAACAGAUGGUGACGAAUCAAUCGACUCCAUUGUCCGAAGCGCAAGUGAUGCAGCCCAAGACCCUAGUGAAUGGUCACCCAUUCCGUUACAUGAAUGGGGGGACUCCAUCCAUUCCUGUUGUUCCUGGACAUACAAAUAAGGAGGAUGAUAUCUUUGCAAGUAAUGCUGGUCAGGGAGAUCGCAGGCAUGCAACAACUGAUCUUCAACAUGCAUACGACCAGGCCGGUGGCAACAGAGAGGUCCAGCUAGAGAUCCUCUAUGAGGCAAGAGGACAAGAAAUCGAGAAGCUGACUCUCCAGCUGGAAGAGACAGGGAAGGCCUACACGCGAGAGCUCCGCUCGCUCCGUCACCAGAUUGCCCUCCUCACGAGUGAACGAGAUGGACUGACUGUUAGCCUCCAGAGUGCACAAGAGCUACUUGGUGAGCAGAAAAAUCAGAAUAUUGAGCUGCUAGGAAGGGUCCAGUCCUUAGAAGUGAGGCUGAAGGCUCUCCAGGAUGCCAAGGAUGAGGUAACAAAGGAGCUGAACACCAAAUGUAAAGUGCUGGAUGAGGUACAGCGGCAGCUGACGGAGACGGAGAAAGCGGGGAGUCUGAGUCGGGUCAAAGAGGAGCAUCAGCGGAUCGUCGGGGGGCUCAGGGCCCAGAAUGAGAAGCAGGUUAAGGAUCUCCUCACUGACCUGGAGGUGCUUAGACAGGACCUUGAGAAACAUUGGUAUCCUCAAAAGUCAGAUUUCUUUCCUCAGGCAUCAGAGAAGGCAUCUAUGCAGAAGCAAAUGGCAGAUGUUGUCAGGGGGUAUGAGCAGAAGCUUGCUGAGAAAGGGGAGACAAUCAACAGACUUUCACGGAACUUGGAGGAGAGCCAGCAACAAUGCACAGGGCUGCUGGACCAUGGACGUGUGCAGGAACUGCAGACACUCAAAUUCAAUGUGAAUCGCCUUACUCAGGAGAAGCAGGUUGCUGAACAGACCAUCAAGGCCCUCAAGAGUGAAAUGGACAACUUGAAGACAGAGUUGUCAAUGCAGAUCUCAGCCAUAAAGCUGGGUGUGACGGAUGGAGGUGGUCCUUCGCUGAAGUCUCAACAGGGUGCACCUGAGAUGACCGUUUUGCAGGAGGAGCUGCGAAGGAGCCUCAACAUCAACCGAGUGCGGCGAAAGGAGGUGGAAACGCUAAAGGCCGAGCUCGAAAUGAAGAACCAGGAUCUCUCUAGCCUCCAGGCAAAGGUCAAGGACAUCAGUGAGGAGAAUCAGCUACUCAAGAUGGACUUGAAGCAGAAAACAAAGGAUGUUACAACCCUGAUUGAGAAGACAAAGCUAAGAGAGGGAGAGCAGCUGUUGAAAAAACAGCUUCAAGAGGUGGAAGAAGAGCUUGAGGCUGCAUCUAAGCGGAGCCAGGCUGCCGAGCAGGAGUUGGGGCGCUUGAAGCAGCGGAUGACCUCACUGCAGGAAGAGAAGGAGCAAGCAGUGCGUCGGAUGCAAGAGAACCUGGAAGCGAUCCACCAGGAGGCGCUGGAGCAGGUGCGGCAGCAGGCAGAGGUGAAGUGGCACGGAGAAGUUGGGCGUUUGCAGUCGCAGCUCAAUGCAGUCAAUAAAUCUCUGGACGAUGUGAAGUCGAUGUAUGUGAAAGCCUGUGAGGAGAAGACCCAGGCUGAGGAAGAGGGAAAGAAGCUCGCUGUUGCAGAGUUGGAGGCGCAAUACAAGGCUGCAUAUGAACAACGCAAUUCUGCAAUCAUGAAACGCCUGGCCGAGUUUGAGAGCAAGACGAAGGAGGAGCGGGACCGUCUGAAGAAGGACCUUGAGCGCCUCAACCGUGAGAAUGAGGUCUUGCGAAAGAGGGAGGGAGAGUGGAAGGAGGGUAUUGUCAAAUACAAGCAAGAACUCGAUGCAGAACUUCAAACCAACCAUGACCUCCUUCACAAAGAGAAAGAGGAGCUCCAACAUGAGCGUGAGACGCUUGCAGAGAAGGUCACCCAGGCCAUACAGGAGGAGAAGGCACGAGCUAGCAGAGAGUAUCAACGACAAAUGGAAAUGCUAAAGAAGAGCCAUGAAGAUGAGAUGCGUAGCCUGAGUCAGCAUUUCCAGAAACAGCUGGCGACCAUGCAGAAUCCAUCUGGAAACCAGGUGUCGAUGUCCAGUGCCAAGCACAGGCGCCUCACUGAAACCGUAACCAAGAUCGCUGAAGACUUCCAAGAGAUGAAAGGGCGUCGCUCAGCCGAGGUGGACGAACUGAAAUUGAAGUUAGAGUUCGAAUGUAGAGAUAAGGAGCGCCUCCAGCAGAAGCUCAAGAAGCUUGACUCCCACAUCAAGUCUCUCGAGACUCAUUACAAAGAUGAAUUAGACCGCAUUGGGGCUGCAUAUAAGGCUGCCAUUGAAAAACUACAGAAAAGGGAAGCACAAACAAUUCACAAAGUGCAAUCUAUGACAAGCGUUCGAAACCAUUCCGAUCCACCCCUGUUGAGGACGCCGAGCAGCCGACUGGCCAAGGCGGCCCCAUCGCAGUAUGCAGAACUGUCCAAGACGGUCGCAUCGCAGUAUGCAGAACUGACCCAGGCAGGUGAACGACCUCCACACGCCAAGCCUCCCUCCAUCGCUGGCGGCGCCAGCUGGUCCGGUGUCCCUGUCGUCCACUCACCGCCCCAGAAGGGCCCCGGCAAGGGGCAGGACGGUUUCCUCAAACUCCAGAUGGACGCCAUGAACAGCGUCCAUCGUCUUCUCGACAAGUUCAGCAAACCUCCCAACUCGUGAUCUCUAAGAUAGUCAUAUUUCUGAUAUUCCCUUUUCUACUUUUGUAUUUGAUGGUUAUGUCAACGUUUGUGUAACUUGCUACACUUUGCAGAAGAGUUCUCUUGCCGCAGUAUCUUGGUCCGUUUGUGCAUUGCCAUCGAAGUCGAGUUCAAUGUGGACCGCAUGUACAGGACAUUGGUGGCAUUUUUUUAACAUGAUUAUCUCAUGUGAAACUUUUCAGAUUAUUUUUAUCCUUUCACCCUCUUUUUUGAUUGCCUGGAUGGAAAUGCAUGGAACUCAAAGUCUCAGCACAACAUGGAAUAAAAUAGGAAAAAAAAGUGUUGAUAUGUUUGAUGGCAGUUGUCCACAUGCACAAAUAAAUCCUGCUUGCUACCUG
Molecule: messenger RNA, 3867 nt
Organism: Darwinula stevensoni
Lineage: Eukaryota; Metazoa; Arthropoda; Ostracoda; Podocopida; Darwinulidae
Source: the annotation of a GenBank genome assembly